Oreochromis niloticus (Nile tilapia) is the source of this 3056-nucleotide messenger RNA. It is a transcript of the gene rras2, whose product is annotated as RAS related 2. The transcript has 6 exons. NCBI's taxonomy places the organism in Eukaryota, Metazoa, Chordata, Actinopteri, Cichliformes, Cichlidae. The record is from RefSeq and is a predicted model, not a curated record. Gene Ontology annotation, cellular component: membrane. The coding region runs from base 462 to 1070 and encodes 202 amino acids. Gene Ontology annotation, biological process: signal transduction. Gene Ontology annotation, molecular function: GTPase activity; GTP binding.
GACUGCAGGGUGCAUGAUAUUAGUGUCAGGGUAGAGCUGCAGAGUGGGUUGAGGUCUACUUGCGUCGGUGUGUGUGUGUGCAGGAGGGUGUUGAAGCAGUUUGCAGACUGCCUCUAGAAACAGCCCCUAGCGUCAGACAUCAGUAUUAGCCUGGCUGAUUACUCUUAACUAUCGGAUCAGCAUCUUGAACGGUGCAGUGUUGGCGAGCCCGAAACGCGGUCAGGCGUAUGGACAGGCGGUGGUAGCUCCGAUCGGGAUCCCUCUUCGUUUACAUCCCUACAACUAAAUAAAAAAGAAAGAGGGGGCUGCUGCACAGGCGAGACUGUUUCGGCACGUAGCUGGCCUCUGUAUCUGCGUUCCGGUGCCUCCAACUACGAGGGCCUCUUCAGUUUACAGGGGGAAAAGUGGGUGUUUGCUGCUUCACUGGUGUUUCGGCAGCGGCAGCGGCGGCGGUGUCCUCGAUGGCAGGCUGGAAGGACGGCUCGGUGCAGGAGAAGUAUCGCCUGGUUGUGGUCGGAGGAGGUGGCGUCGGGAAAUCAGCCCUGACUAUCCAGUUUAUUCAGUCGUACUUUGUCACUGACUAUGACCCGACAAUUGAAGACUCUUAUACCAAGCAGUGUGUGAUCGACGAAAGGCCGGCCAGGCUCGACAUCCUCGACACGGCUGGACAGGAAGAGUUUGGAGCCAUGAGAGAACAAUACAUGAGGACAGGGGAGGGCUUCCUGCUCGUCUUCUCAGUCACCGACAGAGGAAGCUUUGAAGAAAUCUACAAAUUCCAAAGACAGAUUCUCCGAGUCAAAGACAGAGACGAAUUCCCGAUGAUCCUUGUAGGAAACAAAGCAGAUCUGGAACUACAGAGACAAGUAACCCAGGAAGAGGGCCAGCAGCUGGCCAGACAAUUAAAGGUCACAUACAUGGAGGCUUCAGCUAAAAUACGAAUGAACGUAGACCAGGCUUUCCACGAGCUGGUUAGAGUAAUCAGGAAAUUCCAAGAACAGGAAUGUCCACCGUCGCCAGAACCUACAAGGAAAGAAAAAGACAAGACCGGCUGCCACUGUGUGAUCGUCUGAGUUGGCCUUAUCACUGUAACUCAUGCAGCUACUCUACCACCCCACCCACUCUGCCUGACAUCACAUCCUAAGUGGAUGACUGACCGCUGCCUUCUCCACGUGCAUGACUUCAGACAGCCUUUUCUGAGAUACUUUGACCAGGAACUGCUGUCCCCAGGACAUCGCUAUGGACAACUGACAAUGCCAAAUUUUAACACCACUCUACCUUCAGCAGUAAUCUUAAUUCACACGAGAGUCCCAACACUAAACAUUGCCUUCUUAAUCAGCCUGACAAAUUAAUGUUUCGUACUCUGAAGGACUUCUCUUGCCUUGUAGUGACAUUUGUACUUGCUACCGAGAUUGAAUGAAAACUAUGUAUCCAGAAUGUUAAUGACUUUCUUUAGUUUCCAGUGUCUGACCAGAGCAGAGAGAUUAUCUUAUGAAGCUUUGUGUAUGUUGUGCCAUAUCCACCUUUACUCCCAUGUGCUAAUCUGCUACUGUACAUACGUGACAUUUGUUGUGAUUUUGUAUUUCUAAUGACCUAUUAAAUCACCACAGUACAGUGUGUGAGAUUGAGUUUGGUUUUACAUAUAUGAACUGAAUAUAUAAGUAUGUAUAUAAAUAUAAUGAUAGCCUUUAAAGCUAUUAUGAGGUUAGAGGUUUCUGGCGUUUUGCAGUGAAUUCUUGAUCUUUUUUGUGGUUUCUGCUUUCAUUUUAGUCAAAAAUGAAGUGUCUACUGUAUUUUUUUUUAAAAGUCUUACAGAUCGAAGGGUUGUUAAAAAUCCUACACACUUGUCAAAAAGUAGCAAAUCUGUCUGAAUUUCUUUCCUCGAAGGUGGCGGUUAGGUCAGCAUUGGACAUACUACAUAUUUUUUUCACAUUUCUAAGAAGCAGUAGAAAUAAAAUAACUGGUAGCGCUUUGUGUAGCCUUGAAAACUAACCCGAUUUCAGCUCAAAACACUGAAAACUGUACGUUCUAUACUCAGCCUUUGACGAGCAAUGCUAGCAAAUCCCUUUGUUGCAAAUCAAGAAGCUUUCAGAGCUCCGUUCAGUCUAGAUCAUUCCAGUGCAACGCAUCUUUUCUGUCAAACAUUUAGUCUGUGAUGUAGAUCAGAUAACUGUUUCACCAUUCCAGUAACACAGCGGCAAUGCGUUUCUUCCCUUUGUCUUUGAAUUAUUCUGUAACACGGCUUCCCCCCCCUCCCGAUGGUCUGCCAGUUGGAAAAUUAGGACAAAUGGAAGCUUUGAGAUGCACAUCGUAAGACAACCCAUCUCCAGUGGGACAUGAACUCAACGGACCUGCCACCUGUGGAGCUGCCAUCGCCACAUACCCAGUAUAACGUUCUGCCUUCCCCUCCCACUUGUGUACUUCUGUUCAGGCAUUCAAACAAAGUACUGCAGUUUGUUUUUCACGUCAUCAUCUUGUAAUAUAAACCACAAAAAUUAGACGAUUGAAGUAACGGACUUGAUUAAAUGUUUCUACUCUACUUUUAUACAUUAUUUUCUUAUCAGACUAGUUGACAAGUAUUUUUAUAUGUUUAUAAGUGAAUACAUGUUCACAGCACAGCUGUGUAUAUAUGUAAAGAAGAAUAUUUAAUUCUCUCGAUUAUUUUAAACUGAAGAUGACUGUUGGUCCCAAAAUUGCAAAAUUGGAUUUGUCACAAACUUGUGACCAGUAAGCUUUUUUCUUUGCUUUUUUUUUUCUUUUUCUUUUUUUAACAAAAAAACAAUCUUAUGUGGCUUAGUUAUGGAGAGUAUAUUUAUUAUGAGGUGUUCAUCACCAGCACAGAGUGUAAUAAUGCCAGUUCAAGUGGAGGAGAGUUUGAGAAACUUUACAGAGGAGCUUUAAAUUAUACAAAUGAUUAUAUUAAUGCUGAAAUCUCCCAUCUUAUUGCAAAACCUAGUGUGAACCCCAAUCAUACUGUUUGUUUUUUCUCUUCAACAUCAGUGUCCUUUGCCCUGUGUCUAGCUUUUGGUGCUAAAAUAAAGUCUGUCAUUGAGCCUGAA